CAUGAUUAUUGGUUAUUGCCAUUGACCUUACAGUUAGUAAAACGUGCUCAUUUUAGUAACAAAAUUUAAGAAGUUCUUUCAAAAUUUUAAAUUAAGUUUUCUAUAUAAAAUGUCAAAAUUGACCAAAUUUUUCGUUGGAAAUUUGCCGUGGACAGUUAGCAGUCGAGAACUCCGUAAAUAUUUUGCAUCAUUCGGCCACGUUGCUUCAGCAGACGUAUUGUUCGACCACUCUACUGGUUUAUCAAAGGGCUACGGAUUUGUUCAGUUUUCUACACCGGGUGGAUACGAAAAUGUUUUAAACAACAAUAAACAUGAAUUAGACGGACAAACAUUGGUUCUCAAGUCAGCAGAUUAUCAAUAAUAUUGUUGUCUUAUAAAUAAAAUUCCUGUUUUUUUUUUUUUUUUCAUUAGACCUAUUAGUAUAUAA
Messenger RNA from Melanaphis sacchari, 427 nucleotides. RefSeq names its product SRA stem-loop-interacting RNA-binding protein, mitochondrial-like. The transcript has a single exon. Gene Ontology annotation, molecular function: mRNA binding. The coding region runs from base 110 to 361 and encodes 83 amino acids. The record is from RefSeq and is a predicted model, not a curated record. NCBI's taxonomy places the organism in Eukaryota, Metazoa, Arthropoda, Insecta, Hemiptera, Aphididae.